UAUGGGGGUGUGCGCCCCCAGCCGGCUGCCCUCGUGGAUGCCUCCCGGCGGCGGCGGGCCCAUGAAAGACUGCGAGUACAGUCAGAUCAGCACCCACAGCUCCUCCCCGAUGGAGUCGCCCCACAAGAAGAAGAAAAUCGCGGCCCGGAGGAAAUGGGAGGUGUUCCCGGGGAGAAACAAGUUCUUUUGCAAUGGGAGGAUCAUGAUGGCCCGGCAGACGGGCGUCUUCUACCUGACGCUCAUCCUCAUCCUGGUCACUAGUGGACUCUUCUUCGCCUUCGACUGUCCAUACCUCGCGGUGAACAUCACCCCCGCCAUCCCCGUGGUCGGCGGUAUCCUGUUCUUCUUCGUGAUGGGGACUCUGCUUCGGACCAGCUUCAGUGAUCCGGGAGUCCUCCCUCGAGCCACUCCUGAUGAAGCCGCUGAUCUGGAAAGGCAAAUAGAUAUUGCCAACGGCACCAGUUCAGGGGGGUACCGCCCACCUCCCAGAACCAAAGAAGUCAUCAUCAAUGGCCAGACUGUGAAACUAAAGUACUGUUUUACCUGCAAGAUUUUCCGCCCCCCUCGAGCCUCCCACUGCAGCCUGUGUGAUAACUGCGUAGAACGGUUUGACCACCACUGUCCCUGGGUAGGCAACUGUGUGGGGAAAAGAAACUACAGAUUUUUUUAUAUGUUUAUUUUAUCCCUGUCUUUUCUGACAGUCUUUAUAUUUGCUCUCGUCAUCACCCACGUCAUCCUCCGUUCACAGCAAACAGGGUUCCUCAAUGCCCUGAAGGACAGCCCAGCGAGCGUGCUGGAGGCCGUGGUGUGCUUCUUCUCCGUCUGGUCCAUCGUUGGCCUCUCGGGCUUCCACACAUACUUGAUCAGCUCCAACCAGACAACCAAUGAAGACAUCAAAGGCUCUUGGUCCAAUAAAAGAGGUAAAGAAAACUACAACCCCUACAGCUAUGGGAACAUCUUCACAAACUGCUGUGUCGCCCUGUGCGGACCCAUCUCCCCCAGCCUCAUCGACAGAAGAGGAUACAUCCAGCCCGACACGCCGCAGCCAGCAGCACCAUCGAACGGGAUCACCAUGUAUGGAGCCACGCAAUCGCAGAGUGACAUGCUGAGUCUCCUACACAGAGUCUGCGUGUCACACAGAGGAGCUGGCUGGGGGUAGACUUGGGGAACCCUCACUGCUGAGCAGAGAGCGCUGCAAGGUGAAGGUUGAUGGCAGGCUGUCUCCACGCCCUGGAGCUAGGAAAUCAUCCCAUUCCCUGGUCACCCAGGGCUCAGGACCCCUGCAGGAGGAUUGCCUGAGUUCAUUGUUUGCUGUCGGUGGCACCUUGGUUGAGUUAUGUUGCUUCACUGGCUAAUAAAGUCUCCUUUGAAAGCAGUGUGGACACAACGUAGUCUCUGCCACUCUGCUCCAUGAACACCCACACAUGCCCACACAAGGAACUCUGAAGGCCUCUUACCAUAUUUCUCAGGGAAUCAAGAACAGAGAGAGUAGGAUAUGUGCUCACAAAAGGGAGGAUAUUGGAUUUAUUAGGCAGCAGAUGUCCAAGAUACUGAAUGACCUCAUUUAAUCCUAAACCAAAAGUGGAAAAUUAUCACUCAUUUUUUUUUUUUAGCUGUAAUGGGAGUAUAGCAGAAUUUCCACCAGCGUCUAGUGAUUGCUUCUCUGACUGGCACACAUGCUGAUGUGCAUGCAACUCCCACCCAUUCAUCCAGCACCUUCCCAAGGUUCUUGCUGUGUGCUGAGUGCUAGACUCCUGGGAUAGAAGGCUUAUAGUGCUUAGCGCCCCCCCCCCCCGAUAUUAUAGGUCCUGGGAGUCAGCACAACAUGGAAGCAAGUCCAUGAAGGCAGCGUUAGCAACCUUCAUCAGAUGGCAAUGUUCUUAUGGAGACGGGUGGCCUUGCAUUAGUCAUCAUGAGAUCCCCUAGCAAUGACUCCAGAUUGCUCUGCACAGUCCUUAGAUUCAGAAGCUAAACAAGGGCAUCUUGAAGGUGCUAUCAGCCACUCUGGACGCUGUAAUAGGACAUGGGUAGGUUGCUUUUACAUUGUGUUGAUCAAAAUACCUGCGAGAACAACGUAAGGGAAGAAAUACUUCUUCGGGCUCAUGAUGCAGCUGAUGGUUCUGCUGACAGCUGCUUGGCCCCUUGUGCUUGGGCAAGACAUGAUGGUGGCACGGGCAUGCUCAGAGUGUGAUCUUCACUUCAGGGAGAACAGAAAGCAGAGUGGGGGAGGGGAGAGAACGAGAACAGAUAGGAAGAGGAUGCCUUCUUUGAACAAACACCCAAGUGACCUACUUUCUCCGAAAGGAUCCAGAACCUCCUACCACUAGCCAUACCUUGUGAACCUGUGAGAGACAUUUCAUAAUCAACCCAUAAUAAUACAGAACUGUGUGGUCAUUCCGUGGUCCUGGACACUUCGGUCUGCCAUAGGAGUGGUGCAGAGGCAUCUCUUCCACAUGGGGGUACUGUAGAGUCAGCAAGCUUCGGAAGUCCAGGAUGCUAACCAUUCCACGGUGGAACUGAAGCCAGCCUGUAGAUACCUUGAAGAGGGAUAAAGAGGGUGGACGGAGGGAGAACUGACCACAGAGACCAAACAGCCACCAAUACCCCAUAAGUGACUUUGACAAGUUCCAUAGCCUUUCCCCAACUCCAUGUUUUCAUUCUGAAAGUGAGAACAUUGAUGCUGCCAUCUGGUAGGGCUUCUGUGAAGAUGAAGUAGGUGAGUGGAUAGCAUUUAAAUCUUGCCUGACACGGGGCAAGUACAAUGUGAGCCUUUGCUCUUAUUAUUCCCUCUCUGGAGUUCAUGGGUAGCAGGAUCUGGAGCAGCUGUAGUCUUGUGAGCAGCAGGGCAGCAGAGGACAUGACUGAUGAGGGUAAGAGCUGGGUCCGUAGCAGUUAGUCCCCUAACCCUCCGGAGUUCAUGCUGCUGCUCUGGUCCUCAGCCUUCCUCGUUUGCAAGAUAGGAGCUAUCCUGGACAGCGGGAUAUGAAUGGGGGUCCCUGAGGAGGAAGAGGAAUGGAGGGAACAAGAGACACGAGAAACGAUGGCAAGACAGGAUUUCUGAUCAAACCGUGCUUUAUUAAUUCUUAGAAGCUGUUAUAUAGCAAACGGGAAAGGGGGGAGGGGAGAUGUAUCCGGUCUGCUGGAAUUCAGGCCCUAGCUGAUAAGUAAAUACUGAGGGUCUGUGAUUGUUGACUAACAAAGGAAAUGCUAAUUGUUUCUAAAAGCCUGGGGCCUGCAGGUCUCACUAGGAAAUAAGAUACCAGGUUGAUUUCCUAGGUUCGGAACUUGCCCUGCAAAGGUGAAUGAAUAUCUUACUUAUCUUGUGAGCUUAAAAUGGCUGUAAACAAAAUACAGAUCUCAAAAUACAGGUCUUUGCUUCCGGCAAGGAGCCAGGACUUCCUGGGUCUAAAGUCCCUUCCAGCUCUGACCAAUUAAAGGUCCAAUCUUUGAGCAUCACUGUCCUAACACACAGGUUAGCCCCACCUAGAAGAGGGUGGGCCAUGGCUCUCAGUUCUUCCUCCUCCAACCCAUCACACCCCACAAUUCCCAAACUGAGUGCAUCCAUUCUUUUUGGAGGAUGGGGGCAUGUCGAAGUCCAGCCUACCUGCCAUACUCUCCCAAGAGUCACACUGUGCAUUCCUCUUCUCACUUGUCUUGUAUUUCCGGAGCAAAUCCCACUUAGUCGGGAUAAAACAAUUAUCUUUUUAUGCUGCUUGAUUCACUUUGCCCGUAUUUGGCUGAGGUGUGAGAGACAUGGUCUGCAGGUUCCUUCUCCUGUAAAACUCUCUCAGGGUUGGCGUCAGAAUGAUAACUGCCCUUCUAGAAUGACUUCAGAAAUGUGUCCUCUAGUCCUUCGCUGAAUAAGCUGUGAAAAUGGAUGUUGUCUUUUCUUUGCUGAUGCAGGAGAACUCCCCAGCGAGGCCUCUAGCUUUGAGUUUUCCUUCCUCUGUGCUUAGGAGUCUGUUCCGGGUUUCUGUUUCUUGGCCGGUGUCAGCUGUGGGUGUCCCUGUGGAGAUGUGUGCAUCUCGGCUAUUGCUGUCAAUUCCUAUCCAUCUUACAUCAGUACUACUCUAUUCUGAAAACAGACGCAAGAUGAGAUACUAGACGGCUGAAAUGUUAAAUAGAAAGUUCCAGUAACUGGUGAAUGUGGGAGGAAAGAGACAAAGACUUUGGUGCAAUUAUAAAAGCACACAGUGGAGGGCCAGCCAGAUGGCUCACUCGGUAAAAUCGCUUUCCAUUCAAGGAUACAAGCCUGAUGACCCGUGUUGGGCCCCCAGAACACACAUAAAGCUACAAGGAGAAAACCACAUCUGCCAAAUUUUCCUCUAACCUCCACACGUAUGCUGUGUUCUGUACACACAUACCCACACACAAUAAUAAUAAUAACCUUGAAAUCAUUUUAAAAACUCAUUGAAUAAUUCCCUGAGGGGCAAGUUGGGAUAUUUUUUGGAGGAUAGUCUUUGUUUUAAUCUCUGUGUAUAUGUGAGGAUGUAUGUUUAUGUGUGUUCACACGUGUGAGUACAGGUGCACGCAUGCCACGGCACACACAUAGAAGUCAGAAGACAACUUCAGUUCUUGGUCCCUGACCUCCGCCUUGCUUGAGACAGUGUCUCUUAUUGUUCACUGCUGUGUAUGCCAGGCCAGCUGGCCCGUGAUUUCCUGGUCACUCUCCUGCCUCCGUCUCCUGUCUUGCUCCUGUGUGUGGACAUGCACCACCAUGCCCAGCUUUAUGUGGUCCUGAGGGUCCAAACUUAGGUCCUUGCACUUGGGUGGACCAUGGAGCUAUUUUCCCAGCCCUAAUUUUGGUGUUUAUUUUAUUUAAAAAAUGCAUGUGGUGCUCGCUUCGGCAGCACAUAUACUAAAAUUGGAACCGUCCAGAGAAGAUUAGCAUGGCC
Molecule: messenger RNA, 4895 nt
Organism: Myodes glareolus (Bank vole)
Lineage: Eukaryota; Metazoa; Chordata; Mammalia; Rodentia; Cricetidae
Source: RefSeq, a predicted model, not a curated record